Candidula unifasciata is the source of this 1642-nucleotide messenger RNA. Lineage: Eukaryota; Metazoa; Mollusca; Gastropoda; Stylommatophora; Geomitridae. The record is from the annotation of a GenBank genome assembly.
CCCCGGCCGAAGCCCCACGUGAUUUUAAACUGGUAAAAGUCUCUGACACUGAGAUAGAGCUGGAGUGGAAAGCACCAUCUAGUAACUUGCUGAAUGGAAAACUGGAAGGUUUUGAAGUUGGAUAUGGGACUGCGUCUCAGGGCAUGAGGAGUUUAAGCAUUGAAGACCCUCAGAGGACUAAAACAUUGCUGCAGGGACUGAAACCAUUCACAUUGUAUAUGGUAUCUGUGAAAGCCAAGAAUAAGGCAGGUGUUGGCCCUGAGGUGGUCAUGGAAGUCAGAACUGAUGAAGGACUGCCUCUAAAGCCCAGAAUUACCCACAUCAGUAACCACAAGUCAACCUCAUUCUAUGUGAAUUGGGAACCUCCCAGAGAAAUCAAUGGGAGAUUGAUCAAGUAUGAACUGCAGUGGAUCAGCAAUGGAGACAUCAAGUCCAGAUAUAUUGCUGGUCAUCUCAUUGACACCAUGACAGCCUUCAUCUCUGAUUUAACCCCUUACACAGAACAUUUAUGUGUGAUUCUGACCUGCUGUAUGAUGAUGAUGAAUCAGGUCCUGUGCAAUACUUGUCUGGAAAUAGAGUAUCUCAUUAAGGGCUUUGACCAUCGUGGCCGUGUGAUAGAAGUGACAGUCAGAGGUCAGGUCACACAGCACACGCUGAAAAAUCUGGCCUCCAACUCCCGCUACCAUCUCAAAGUGGCAGCGAUCACCAACGCCAUUUUCAGCACUGACAAGUGGGUUGGGGACUUCACUGAUACUGUGGUCAUCAGUCUUGGAGGUGAGCAUACUUCUUGCUUUAUUUUACCGUUUUUUUGCUUCUCCAGGUUUUACACAUGUAGGAAAUGUUACCAGGCUGCAUAUUUGUACUUGGCUGUGCCCAGCAAUGGUCAUUCCAUCCAGCAGACGGUUGUUCAGGUGGAGGAACCAAUAGGUGGGUCUUUAGACAAGCAGUACCCAGAUAUAGAUGCCCUAGACUUCAUUGAUCAUGUGAAACACAUGCACAUGGAUGGCGACAUUGGCUUCUCUCAAGAGUUCGAUGAAAUCAACAGAAUUUCAUUCAGUGACAAGCUUUUAUUUGAAAGUUCUAAUCUGCCAGACAACAGAAAUAAAAACAGAUAUAUCAACAUUGUAGCAUAUGAUCAUUCUCGAGUUAUUCUAAAGACAGAUCUUGGUCGUUUGCGUCAGUCGGACUAUAUCAACGCCAAUUAUGUUGAUGGCUAUAAAAAGCCAAAAGCUUACAUAGCCACUCAAGGCCCUCUGCCGCAGACAUUUGCAGACUUCUGGCGCAUGGUGUGGGAGCAGAACACAAAUGUCAUUGUCAUGAUCACCAAUCUUAUGGAGAAGGGACGGCGGAAAUGUGAUCAGUACUGGCCCAGUGAUGGUGCAGAAACGUAUGGCAACAUGAACGUUAAACUUGUCACCAUGGUCCACCGUGCCCAUUACACUGUGCAUGUUUUUACACUUCGAAAUGUGAAGGAGAAAAAGCGCUCAAUGAAAGGUUUGACAGAAAGAACAAUUUACCACUAUCACUAUACAGAGUGGCCUGAUCAUGGGGUUCCAGAUUAUGCCCUGCCAGUGUUAUCUUUUGUGCAGAAGUCAGCAGCUCAGAGUGGACCAGAGUCUGGUCCUAUCAUUGUCCACUGCAG